This is a messenger RNA of Angiostrongylus costaricensis, 1488 nucleotides long. The record is from the annotation of a GenBank genome assembly. NCBI's taxonomy places the organism in Eukaryota, Metazoa, Nematoda, Chromadorea, Rhabditida, Metastrongylidae.
AUGCUACGCGACCAAGGCAUUUCACCAGUUCCAGAGCCGGAAGAUGGUAGUUUGUGGUGUAAUGCUACUUAUGAUACCGUACUGUGCUGGCCACCAACGCCAGCGAACACCAGCGUAGUGCUGCCGUGUCCGCCACUUAAAGGGCUCGAUCCGACUCGUAACAUAGUAAAAUCGUGCGACCGUUAUGGUCGCUGGGCCGGAAAAUCGGAAGGUGUGUACGAGAAUCCGUGGGGUUGGACGAAUUUCACCGUCUGCUUUAAGAUGGACUACGAAAAUGUCAAACCAUUUUUUGUUAUUGGCUUAAUUCGCUUUGUUUUCGUAAUCCUACGUGUUGCUUGUUCACUUAACAUUCAUAGAGCUUUAGGAAAUAUCACGAAGAAAUGUCAUUGGACGGGAAAGUGGCAAGGCCGUACCGAGAACGACUUUGCCAGAGAACAUGGCUGGACGAACUUCACUAUGUGCUAUACGGACGAAGUGAUCUACAUCAUGAAUAACCUCAACAGCGAAUCACUCGGGAUAGCACAAGAAGUGGCCAAAAACGCAAGAAAACUCGAGUUUGUCGGGUUAGGUUUGUCAUUGGUCAGCCUGAUUGUCUCUAUUGCGAUAUUCUCGUAUUUUCGAAGAUUGCGAGUAUUUCGCAAUCUGUUACAUUUACACUUGAUGAUAGCCAUACUUAUGGUUGUCAUUAUACGUCUUGUACUCUAUAUUGACCUAAUAUUCACCGGAACUCAUGGUCCGCAUCAAAAUCCAUCUGACGGCAGGACGAUCAACACAAUGCCGUUUGUUUGCGAAGCGAUGUAUUCCUUAUUGGAAUAUUUCAAAACUGUCGCAUUCGGUUGGAUGUUCUUAGAGGGUCUGCAUUUGCACAAUCAACUUGUGCUUACCGUAUUCAACUCUGAACCACGACUUACACGGUACUUGUUGGCUGGAUACGGGAUCCCUCUAUUGCAUACAUUAGUGUGGCUCUUUGUCGUUAUGAUAAAGAAAGGUUUUAAGGUGGAACGAUGCUUGGGUUCCUACUAUUUGGAGCCGGAGUUCUGGAUUCUUGACGGGCCGCGGAUGGCGGAAUUAGUUGUAAAUUUAUUUUUUAUUUGUAACGUGAUUCGUGUUUUAUGGUCAAAAGUACGUGAAAGUCAUAGUACAAGUGAAUUGGAUAAAAUGAAAAAAAGUGUGAAAGCAGCACUAAUGUUGAUACCGUUACUCGGCAUACCGAACAUCAUGCAAACGAUACCGUUUGCACCGACGCGCGACAACAUUACGAUUUUUGCCAUAUGGACGUAUUUAGCGUCAUUCACGUACAUGUAUCAAGGCCUUAUGAUUACAAUCAUAUACUGUUUCACAAAUAAAGAGGUGAAUAUUGUAUUGAAAGCGUUCUAUGACCGUUAUCGUCUUCAACACACCAGUCAACAUGAGUUACGUCGAGGCUCGCGGUCUGUCGUAUCGCAUUAUCAAGUCCGAAAUGGUCAAAUGACUGCUGUAAGUGUAUGA